AUGGAAACAGCUUCUGGGAAAGAAAAGACCUUCAUCUGCUAUAGCAUUAGCCUAAGGUCAAGGUGUGAAGGAGCACAGGGUGAUGAAAACAGCAAUGACAACAACAAUGCUGGCUACGUUCUCGUGAACGAUCCACACAUCUACAUCUGCCUUGCUUUGGCUUUCCCUUCCGUCUUCACUGAACCCAGAAUUUGUAUUCUAGAAGGAAACAAUUCUGACAGUAAUGUGAAAAUUGGAUUGAAAGAGAAGGUGGAGAUUGGACUGAAGAAUAACAAGCACCGCCAGACUGGCAGCCUGAGACAGCCAGCUUCUAGCAAACAGCUCUCGGCCGAUACAGCACGGACAAUCUGUAUUUUUUAUUUUAUUUUUUACUCAGAAGGAGACGUGGAUGAUGACCUAAGCCUGCCAAGUGUAGGAGAGUCCCAGUCUUCAGGUUGUGAUACCUCUUCCAACUUUACUGUAAAGUCACAAGAACAACUAAAAAGGAAUAAAAUGAGACCAAGUAUCUCUAAAAUCAUCACCAUCAUCACCUUCUUUUUUAUUUUUUUAAUAAUUACAUUAACCACAAUUUUAACAGAAAAUCACAAAUCUUUCACUGAACACAAAUCAUGCCUGGAUGACUGGAUUGGUUACCUAGGAAAGUGCUUCUAUUUUUCUGAAAACACAACCACCUGGGCAGCAAGCCAGAACUUCUGUGUCUCUCAUGCAGCAACUCUUGCUGUGUUCAACACCACAAAAGAACUGGAUUUCCUGAAGCGAUAUUCUGAACAUUCUCAAUAUUGGAUUGGACUGAGCCGAAAACCAGGACAGACCUGGAAGUGGGUAGAUGGAACCACCUACAGUGAUUGGUUUAAAGUCAUUGGAUUUGGAGAAUGUGCCUAUCUACACAAAAUUGGGAUUAGAAGUUCCAGUAGCCAUUUGGUUAGAAAAUGGAUUUGUAGCAAACCGUGCACAUGUAUUCCAAGAAGUUAAGAUA
Messenger RNA from Eptesicus fuscus (big brown bat), 976 nucleotides. Its product is annotated as early activation antigen CD69-like. The coding region runs from base 1 to 972 and encodes 323 amino acids. The record is from RefSeq and is a predicted model, not a curated record. The transcript is spliced from 8 exons. NCBI's taxonomy places the organism in Eukaryota, Metazoa, Chordata, Mammalia, Chiroptera, Vespertilionidae.